CCACUUGGAGGAGGCUUUACUCAGCCCCGGCCGACGCGCGGGCCAAUCCCAUCGCUUUGCACCUUGGGCUGGAACCUGAGAUGGGUUCGCCCCCAACGAUGCUCCAAUUACAGAAGCAACGCAAGUUUGUCAUUGUCCCGAGAAAGCGGAGCAGCGUGAUUCUUGCCCAUUUCAGCAGAACUGCUGGCAUCCUUCAGCCGGUGGAGCCAGCGCUCCUGUUGUGAUCUUUCCAGGGAGACCCACGACCCUGCCCAGCACAGCAAAAGACCCUCUUGGAGCCGCGACCGCUGCCCGAAUCGGCGGACUUGCCCCUGCCCCAGCCGCGGCUGGUUCCGUACACCUCUUCCACUUCAUUCAUCUGUGGAUGAUUUUGAGUCCAUCUUGUAAAUGUUUAGCAUUUUGCUGCUUUACUGCUUCUUUCUGGGGACAGUUCCAACACUGGCCGAGACCGGCGGAGAGAGGCGAGUGAGCCCGGAGAAGAGCGAAAUAUGGGGCCCCGGGCUCAAGGCGGCUGUCGUCCUUCCCGCGCGCUAUUUCUAUAUUCAGGCGGUGGACACAUCAGGAAAUAAAUUCACAACUUCUCCGGGUGAUAAAGUGUUCCAGAUUAAAAUCUCAGCACCAGAUGAGCAGUUCACUAGAGUUGGGGUCCAGGUUUUAGAUCGAAAGGAUGGGUCCUUCAUAGUAAGAUACAGAAUGUAUGCCAGCUACAAAAAUCUGAAGGUAGAAGUUAAAUUCCAAGGUCAACAUGUGGCCAAAUCUCCAUAUAUUUUAAAAGGGCCGGUUUACCAUGAGAAUUGUGACUGUCCCUUGGAAGACGCGGCGGCCUGGCUCCGCGAGAUGAGCUGCCCAGAAACCAUCCCUCAGAUUCAGAGAGAUCUGGCACAGUUCCCUAGUGUCGAUCCAGAAAAGAUUGCCACAGAAAUCCCAAAACGAUUCGGACAAAGGCAGAGCUUAUGUCAUUAUACCUUGAAGGACAACAAGGUUUAUAUCAAGACUCAUGGUGAACAUGUAGGUUUUAGGAUUUUCAUGGAUGCCAUACUGCUGUCUUUGACUAGAAAAGUGAAGAUGCCCGACGUGGAGUUUUUUGUUAAUUUGGGAGACUGGCCUUUGGAAAAGAAGAAAUCUGGUUCCCACAUCCAUCCGAUCUUUUCCUGGUGUGGCUCCACGGAUUCCAAGGAUAUCGUGAUGCCUACCUAUGACCUGACUGACUCUGUUCUCGAAACCAUGGGCCGAGUAAGUCUGGAUAUGCUGUCCGUGCAAGCCAACACGGGCCCUCCCUGGGAAAGCAAAAACUCCACCGCUGUCUGGAGGGGGCGAGACAGCAGAAAAGAGAGACUCGAGCUGGUGAAACUCAGCCGAAAACACCCAGAGCUCAUCGAUGCUGCUUUCACCAACUUUUUCUUCUUUAAACACGACGAGAGCCUGUAUGGUCCCAUCGUGAAACACAUUUCAUUUUUUGAUUUCUUCAAGCAUAAGUACCAGAUAAACGUCGAUGGCACGGUUGCAGCCUACCGCCUACCCUACCUGCUGGUUGGUGACAGUGUGGUGCUAAAGCAGGACUCCAUCUACUAUGAACACUUUUAUAAUGAGCUGCAGCCCUGGAAACACUACAUUCCUGUUCGAAGCAACCUGAGCGACCUCCUGGAAAAACUGAAGUGGGCAAAAGAUCACGAUGAAGAGGCAAAGAAGAUAGCAAAAACAGGACAAGAAUUUGCGAGAAAUAAUCUCAUGGGUGACGACAUAUUCUGUUAUUAUUUUAAACUUUUCCAGGAAUAUGCCAGUUUACAAGUGAGUGAGCCCCAGAUCCGAGAGGGCAUGGAGCGGGUGCAGCCGCAGACCGAGGACGACCUCUUCCCUUGCGCAUGCCACAGGAAGAAGACCAAAGAUGAACUCUGAUGUGCAAAAUGCCUUCCCUUCAAAUAAUGGUGCUCUGACAACUCGUCUUCACUGAAAAGAAGCCUGUCUUUUAAAUACCAAGUCCAAGGACAAUAUAAAAUCUGCUCUGUGAUUAUUCUGGAUUACGAAGAUAUGUUUCUUCUUAUUCUGCAGUAUUCCCAUGACUGUCCUUUGACGCACAUUUUUAGAAUUUUAUAAUAAAAUCACUUUUAUUUUAAGGGCC
Sus scrofa (pig) is the source of this 2119-nucleotide messenger RNA. It is a transcript of the gene POGLUT2, whose product is annotated as protein O-glucosyltransferase 2. Gene Ontology annotation, cellular component: endomembrane system. Lineage: Eukaryota; Metazoa; Chordata; Mammalia; Artiodactyla; Suidae. Gene Ontology annotation, molecular function: protein binding; glucosyltransferase activity. The record is from RefSeq and is a predicted model, not a curated record.